AUGAACAACUACAUUUGGGACAUCGGCACUCACUCGCUCGGCACGUGCAUCGGCACCAACUGCUGCCUCACUGAUCCCUCCAAGUGCGGUGGUGCCACCCAGAGAUCUGCUGCUACUUGUUCCAUCUGUGGCACUACCAGCGGCGUCGCUCCCGUCUGUUUUGGUGGUGGUGGGGAGUGCGUGGCUGCUGCUGCUUCUUACAUUGCAGCUUCCAUGCUAAACAUGGGGAAAACCCUCCCUACCCCACCCAUGCUCUGCUCGGCACUGCUGUCGCUAAAGUCAUCGCUGGGUGUGACUUUCACCUCGUGGGCAACAAGUGUGCCGUGCCAAGUGGCGGGCAAGCAGGCUGCCACACAGACCACGUGGCCUGGUGUGCUCUGUGGUGACACCGGGGACGGUCUGAAGGGGUCUAUUCAUGCAGACAUCUCCAAGCUCACCGCGCUCACUUACCUUGACUUUGGCUACAACCUCUUCCAAGGCCGCCUUGACUCGUUCACCGCGCCACUUAAGAAUGUGCCCAGCCUCAAGGCGCUAGGCCUCUACUCCAACUACCUCACGGGCACCAUACCCAUCCUCUCCACCUCCCUGGUCGCUCUGGACGUGGGCUUUAACUACCUCUCGGGCUCCUUCCCCAAUCUCUCCCUCAAGAGCUGUUCGGCCGACCACAACUGCCUCCUCUCCUCCACCUACUGCCGCUCCUCCGGUCUGCUGCAGCGCCCCGCCUCCGCCUGUGCCAUCUGCGGGCCUGCCGACAACCUGUGGGAGCUCUGCUAUGGUGGGCUGUGCGGCCCUGACAGUGCUGAUGCAGUCAGUGAGGGGACUGUGAACUCCCCCGCUCUGCCCAUGGUGCCCAUGAAGUGCCUUGGUUCGCCUGUGGUAGCAAUGAAUACUGCCUCAGCAUCGGCUCUACUGAGCGUCAAGUCAUCUCUGGGAGUCACCGACUCCACUUGGGUCGCCGCCUCUUCCUGCACCAUCGGCAAUGCCGAAACCAGCCUCCCAGACACAUGGAAUGGCGUGGGCUGCUCCGUUUCUGGGGCCGUCAUCAGUCUGAACGUGACUUCCAUGGGCCUCAGUGGCAGCGUGCAGGCUGACAUCUCCAAGCUCACUGCCCUCAGAUCCAUGUCAGUUCCCCUCUCCUUUUUUCCAUCUGAAUCCCCCCAAUUCUCCUUCUUUUCCUCUCCUCCAUCCCCUCGUUCUUCCCCUUGUCCAGCUCCCUCCGCUUCCCUCUCACUAUCUCUUUUUCUCAUUUGCUAG
Closterium sp. Naga37s-1 is the source of this 1254-nucleotide messenger RNA. Lineage: Eukaryota; Viridiplantae; Streptophyta; Zygnematophyceae; Desmidiales; Closteriaceae. The record is from the annotation of a GenBank genome assembly.